UUGGACCGGUGGGAAUUGUGCGCGGGUCCGGUGCAGAUGAGAAGAUGGAUCCUUGCCUAAUAUUGCGAGCGACAUUUUUCGGAAUGAUGUUGCUGGGACUUCUUACUCCGGCACAAACUAAAUCGGGGUGUGUUUGCAGUGUGAAAUCAGGGUGCAACUGUCGAGGAAUCAAAGGACAAAAGGGUGAGAUGGGGUCACCUGGUUUGCCUGGUGUAGAAGGACUUCGGGGGUAUCGAGGAAAAGAAGGCCCUCCUGGAUUUCCCGGUGACAAUGGAAAUAUUGGAUUUCCAGGCAUGCCCGGACCUAAAGGUUUUAGGGGAGUUACAGGGACACCAGGAUUCUCUGGCCCACCAGGACUACCGGGGUUCCCUGGAAAAGAGGGGCCGAGGGGGCCUCAUGGUCUCGCAGGAUGCAAUGGAACAAAGGGUGAGCCUGGUGCCCCAGGUUUUAUAGGGCCGAUGGGAGCUCCUGGGUGGCAGGGAAUGCCAGGAAUCCAAGGACCUAAGGGAGAUAGCUAUUACUUGCCACCCUCUGGACAAGAGAAAGGACUUCGUGGUUUUCCAGGCAGAGAUGGAGAUAAAGGGUCACCGGGAUUGCCAGGGUUACCAGGACCAUUUGGACCAGAGGGGCCUAAAGGUUUUUCAGGAAUGGACGGCAUCCCUGGACCACGAGGAGAGAAGGGUCUAGAGGGUCGAAGCAUGGUAAUACCUGGACCCACAGGUCAAAAGGGGCAGAGGGGACCACCUGGUACACCUGGAAAAAAAGGCGUAAAGUUAUUUGUAACAGGACCAAAGGAGCCUAAGGGUGACUCUGGGGAUCCUGGAGACAGUGGAUGUCCUGGCCCAAGUGGUUUUCGUGGUCGUCCUGGUCCUAAGGGGAAGAAAGGGGAAAUUGGGGAGCCUGGGGGUCCGGGUAAACCCGGAAAGGAUGGGCUGCCAGGAGAGUCAGGACCUAAGGGAAUCCCUGGAGAAAGAGGAUAUCCAGGAGUUACUGGAAUAACAGGGGAAAAGGGUCUAAAGGGUGACCUCGGUUCCCCUGGUGUCCCUGGAGAGUUCAUUGUAAUAGAUAAUGGGAUCAAAGGUCAAAAAGGUUUUCCUGGGCCUCCAGGACCUCCUGGUCUACGAGGUAGUGAAGGUUUCAUCGGAAUUCCUGGAUAUGCGGGUCCUCCAGGAGCCAGCAUACCAGGACCUAUUGGAAAACCAGGUCCCCCAGGGUUUAGAGGUGUGAAAGGGGAAAGAGGAGAUCCUGCUCCUAACCGCACAGGGCCCAAAGGACAAGAUGGCCCACCAGGGGAAAGAGGACCCCCUGGUGACCCUGGACCUCCAGGAAUUCCAAAAGCCAACGCCCGCCUGGGAGCAAAAGGGUUCAAGGGUGACAGAGGCCUAACAGGCCCUCAGGGUCUGCGUGGAGAUCCUGGGAUACCAGGCGAGCAAGGAGAGCUUUGCAAGCUGUGUGCUACUUCUUUUGAUGAACCUGGACCUCCAGGACAACGUGGAGAUUCAGGCAACCCCGGAGAGCCAGGUGUUGGAGGAUAUCCAGGCAAUAAAGGAUGCCAAGGAUUCAAAGGUCCAGAUGGUCCAUCUGGUCCUCCGGGUAACUUAGGUCUUCCAGGACCUCCAGGGCCUCCAGGGCCCAAAGGAGACCAUGAGAUGAGGCAUGUGUUUGGGGAGAAAGGCCAGAAAGGAAACUGUGGUGCAGAAGGACCACUGGGGAUAAAUGGGCAAGACGGCAGGCCGGGCACCCCUGGCUUCAAAGGACCACCAGGAGCAAAAGGAAAUCCUAGUCCUCCAGGUCCUAAGGGCAACCAAGGAGAUCCAGGGAUUUGUGGGGAACUUGGCCGCCCAGGUCCAAUGGGCAGCCAAGGGUCAAUGGGUGUUGGGCGACCAGGGGCACCCGGAGAGAAAGGAAGUAUGGGAGUAGUUGGCCGGCAAGGAAAUCCCGGAGAUUUAGGUGAGAGAGGUUCUCCAGGGCAAGUACGAAUGACACCAGGAGACCCAGGUGACCCUGGACUGCCUGGUCCACCUGGUCAACAAGGACCUCCAGGUCAUGAUGGUUGUGGAGGACUUCAAGGAUUACCAGGAUUGAGUGGGUUAAAAGGAGAGAAUGGACCGUCAAUGCCAGGAGCUCCUGGAUUUACUGGUCCCAAAGGUGAUAAGGGUGUGAAAGGGAAACAAGGUCCACCUGGUUAUGGAAGUGUAGGCCGUCCUGGACCUCCAGGACCACCAGGAAAUCCAGGUCCAAAGGGUGAAAUAACAUUUGGCUCCCCGGGGCCCAAGGGUCGGCAGGGCUUGCCAGGAGAUGAAGGGAGCCUUGGGCAACGAGGAGUUUCUGGCCCCCCUGGAUUAUCAGGAUGCCCAGGUCAAAGAGGAAGAGAUGGAUCACCAGGAGAAAGUGGUGUGCGGGGUCUUGAUGGUUUGCCUGGAGUGGCUGGUGUUCCUGGAUGCUGUACGCCAGGAGCCAAAGGUGAUGAAGGGCCCUUAGGCAUUAAAGGGCUAGAUGGACCCAAUGGGAUGCCAGGGCUGAAGGGGCCACAAGGUGAAACUGGACCACCUGGACAGGGUGUACCUGGUAUAACAGGUGAGACUGGAAUACCUGGAAAAAUCGGAGAUGCUGGUUUGGUUGGUAUCCGGGGAUCAAAAGGUUUCCAAGGUCGGGAUGGUUCACCAGGCUUUCCAGGUACACGGGGAGAUCAAGGAAAUCCUGGAAUGACUGGUCCACCUGGAGUAGAUGGAAAUCCUGGACCACCGGGAUUCCCGGGACCCAAAGGUUUAAUGGGAAGGAAUGGAGUACCAGGAGAUGUAGGAAACCCCGGGAAUCCAGGAGACCAUGGGGCCUGUGGUCUCAAGGGACUGCCAUCAAAUGUUAUGAGUCCAGGGGAUCCUGGUGACCCUGGCCUACCAGGUCUUCUUGGUUUACCUGGCGCUAAAGGGGAAUUAGGACUCCCAGGCAAUUAUGGACAAUGUGGGAAGAAUGGAAUUCCAGGCAGAUCUGGUCCACCAGGCCCUCCUGGUGACCCUGGCCAGAACGGACUUCCUGGAAAUCGAGGUCCUGAUGGAUACUUUGGGGACCCAGGAGUUAUGGGGUUUCCAGGAGUAAAAGGCUUCAAAGGUUUACCUGGUGUUCGUGGGGGGACUGGGACUCCUGGUGUCCCAGGACCAAAUGGACCAAAGGGGAUCAAAGGUGAACCCAGCCCCCCUGGACCAGGGCCUCGAGGACAACCUGGUGAAAAAGGUGAGCCAGGCUUUCCAGGGCGUAGAGGGGAAAAAGGUGACAAGGGUAUAUAUGGGAUGAGCGGUCCCACAGGUUUAUCAGGGGCUCCUGGUGAAAGAGGCGAACCUGGAGUACCAGGAGUUCCAGGACCCCCUGGAGCUCCGGGUGAUGAAGGUUUAAAUGGGUUUCCAGGUCCACCUGGAUGUGAAGGACCCUGUGGUCCACCAGGUGUUCCUGGUUCAGCUGGAGAUCCUGGGCCUCCAGGACUUCGCGGAGACCAAGGCAAGGAUGGCUUUCCUGGACCAGCAGGGGAUAAAGGAGACAGAGGGCCCCCGGCAAUUGGAGCUCCUGGCCCACCUGGCAUCAAGGGUGAGAAAGGUACUAAAGGCUGUUCUGGACCCCCAGGGCCAUGUGGACCACCAGGACCCUAUGGUCCAGCUGGAGAUAUUGGUCCUCCGGGCCAUCUUGGGGAAAUAGGGCCACGCGGGUUUCCAGGUCCAUCUGGUGCCUGUAUCAAUGGUCCAAAAGGGGAGCAAGGACCUAAUGGAUCACCUGGCCUACAAGGACUCAGAGGACCACGUGGGCCUGCUGGUGACCCAGGUCCAGGCAUAAAAGGAGAUAAAGGCAACAUCGGGCCCCAGGGACAAGUGGGAUCACCUGGUUGUGCUGGUGACCGGGGACUUCCAGGGUUGCAAGGUAGAGAUGGAGAUCCUGGUUUCAAGGGUCCAAAAGGAAAUAUAGGGCCAUUGGGUUCUACUGGGCCAGUCGGCCAAAAAGGACAAUGUGGUCCAAUUGGGCCUCCUGGAUUAAAAGGUUGUAAAGGAACUCCUGGAACUAAAGGGCCUAAAGGGUGUGAUGUUGUGGCUCAGGUCAUGACUCUCCCAGGAGACCCUGGUUUCCCUGGACAAGUCGGGGAAAAAGGAGAACCAGGAGAACAAGGAUCUCAAGGGCUACGAGGUCCAGAAGGAACACAAGGUCAAAGGGGAAGCAGAGGUACAGAUGGAGGUGCUGGACGAAAAGGGGCACCUGGACGAAAAGGAGACACUGGCCCAAAAGGAACAAAAGGUUUUCCCGGUUUGUCAGGCGAAGUGGGUCCCAAGGGUUCACAAGGUCCAUCUGGCACAAAAGAUGGAUUCCUUUUUACCAAGCAUAGUCAGAAAACAUCGUUACCAGCCUGUCCUCCUGGGUCAAAACAUGUAUACUUUGGAUAUUCGCUUCUCUUCAUCAACGGCAAUAACCGCGGACAUGGACAAGACCUAGGAACUGUGGGAAGCUGUUUGCAAAUGUUCUCCACCAUGCCUUUCCUGGUGUGCAAUCCCAAUGACACAUGUUACUAUGCCUUUCGAAAUGAUUACUCCUAUUGGCUGGCUACAGACACACCGAUGUCUCCCGACAUGGGAUUAAUAUCUGGUGGUUUGUUGGCUAAUUAUAUCAGCAGGUGUUCAGUAUGUGAGGCGCCAACUAAUGUAAUAGCAGUUCACAGCCAGACCAUGGAAAUCCCAGCGUGCCCUAGAGGAUGGCUUCCACUAUGGAAAGGUUACUCCUUUGUAAUGCAAACGGGUGCAGGUGCAGAAGGUUCCGGGCAGCCGCUGAUUUCUCCUGGAUCCUGUCUGGAAGAAUUCCGGAAGAUUCCCUUCAUAGAGUGUCAUGGUCGUGGCACCUGCAACUUCUAUCCUGAUUCCUUCAGCUUCUGGCUUGCAUCACUUGAUCCUAGCAGAAUGUUCAGUAUUCCAAUCCGCCAGACAGCAAGACAGCAAGACAUCAGCCGCUGUCGGGUCUGUAUGAAGCAGUAGUUUUUAAGUCAGAGCUAGGUGGCCUUAGUAAAAGACUUGAGCUAUGAACUUCCAUUCGCAGACUUGUGUAAUGUCAGUAAGAUCUGUUAAGUCAGCCCUCAAGUGCUUCACCUGAAACAACUGGAUAAAUAGUUCUGCCCCACGAGUGAGUGUCAUUAUGUUUGCUGUAGUCCAGUCCAGGAACAGUUCACUCAGAAACGAACAUUUGCUAAAAAAUAUACUCGCACUCAGGCCAAGAUGUAGAUGAGUCUUAAUCAGAACCAGAUUUGGAGAAACCGGUCAUUACAUCACUUGCUCACCAAUGGAUCUUCUGCAGUGAAUGGGUGCCGUCAGAAUGAGAGUCCAAACAGCUGAUAAAAACAUCACAAUAAUCCACACCACUCCAGUCCACAAGCUGUGAAGUGAUAAAUUGCAUGUUUGUAAGAAACAAAUCCAUCGCUUCUGGCCAAGAUACAAGCCCAUAAUCCAUAAUAACACUUCCUUCAGUGAAACAGUCCAUCUUUUGUUGACGUCUCACAUCAACAUUUGGUUAGUCAGUUGUUUUGCACCAAAAAUACCUUCAUAGUUUUCACUUUUAAAUGGUGCUUGAUCUGUGCAUAUUUCUGUCCUGAUUCAGAAGAGACUUUUUUUUUUUUUCACUGGAGAAAGCAAUAUUAUAGAUAGAGGACUCAUAUUUCAGCUGAAAACAAUGGUUUUCAAUGGCCAGAAUUGUGUGGAUUACUUUUAGAUUGAGAUGUUUUUUUUAUCAGCAGUUUGGACUCUCAUUCUGACGGCACCCAUUCACUGCAGAUAAAUAAGCAAACUCCUCUACAUCCUAAAUGUUGAAGGUGAGUACAUUUUUAGAAAGUUUUCAUUUUGGGAUGAACUAUUCCUUUAAUGAGUGGAAUGAUACAGUUAUGGGUGAAGCAGUUGUUUGUUUUUUAAACACUUUUCAGCCAUUUCAGCAUUCUUUGUUUUGGAUUCGCUAAAUCCAAGGUACCACUACCAGCCCAGUGUUUUUCACUUCCAAGAAUUCUUCAGCAUUCUUUUCUUUUUCUUUGACAUGUCCAGCACUUAUAAAUGUGUUUUUCUCUCAAAAUGACUCGUAACAGAAUUUGGAGUGACUUCAGUUCAGCUACUUCUCAUUACUAAACUAUUUUUCAUUUGUAGUUAAUUAGGAAUGACUUUUGUGUGUGGGAAUAGCAAUAGUAGGCCAUUAGAAAAUCCUGGCUAGAUUCAAGUGAGCAUUGAGAAACCGGCUCGGUGAAUAAUAAUUUGAGCUCAGAUUGCUCAUAUUGAGCAUGAACUGUGUAUAAUUAAUUUGGUAUUUAAAACAGAAACAAAAUAGUUCAUCUAUGCUCUAGUAAUGCUACUGAAAAAUAGUUUAGUAAUUAAAGUUUAAAUAUUUUGUUCAUUUUUGUCAUUAUUAAUUGUUAACUAAUACACUUGACGUUAAUGUCUUCCUUAGUAACACUCUAUAAACAAAUAUGUUAAUGUUACUAAUAAUCAAAUAGUAAUAAAUUGCAAAGAGUCUUCUGAAUUCCCAUAUAUAUAUAUAUAUAUAUAUAUAUAUAUAUAAAUCCUUUAAGUAAUUCCCUAAAUAUCAUGAAUUAAAAUUCAGUAGUUCCCUGCUUAUGUAUUUUGGAUGUGGGUGCAAUUGUCAGUGUAAGCCAGGUGUGCUUAUCAUUUGGACUAUGAUUUUCCGCUUUAGUAUACAAAUACUUUACUAUAGAUAUACCUGCUAUUAGGACUUUAUUCAAGAAAGAAUUAAAGUCUUGUUUCUUAUUGUUCAAAACUGCUUGUCCAAAGCUGUUUUUGGUGCUGAGGUUUUGCAAAUGUUAUAUAAGCUUGUUCAUAUUUAACGAGUUAAUGGUGCUAUUUGUUAGAUUAUGAAAAAGGAAAAGAAACUUGAGAAAUGUUGAGACAGAGACAAAGUGUGUUUAUGUGUAGUCAUUAUGUGAAUUUACCAGACACUUAUUAUAGCAUUGCAUUAAGGAGCUUUCCCCAUGACUCGUAUUCAGUUGUAAUCAAUUGUAUACUGUAAACAGGAAUUGUAAUGAAUUAUUACAUGUAAAAUCUUGUCAACGCCAAAUCAACUGAGAAAUUAGGAGUGUAGUCUUGACAACACUUCCUCUACAUAAAAAAAUGAAAACUGUCGUUAUCGUGUCGUCACCUGCUUUAUCGCAGAUCUAUUGCACUCAGUCAGGUGUAUAUUUCUGGUCUUUUUCUGUACUAAACGACAUAAAGCUCACAAAUAAUGUGUUUUGUGCUUUCAUAAUUGCAACUAAAAUCAAGAUUGCACAUGUUUAGUAUAGAAAUUAAUGGUCUCUUUUUUGACUGCAGUGUUUAAUAGCUCAAGAACGGUAUAAUAGAAAAUCCUAUAAUGGUUUUUGUCAGAAUAAUAAAAAAAAUGUGUAUAUUUUGAAUAUUUCUGUAGAAAAUGUCUAUGUAUAGUAUAAGAUCCCAAUAACAUCUCAGUUCUCUUCUAUACAGAUUUUAAUUGGCCAAUUUUAUUUUAUUUUUUAUACUCCAUCAGGCCAUAAAUAAAGAAUAUUGUGUUUGGAUGUGUAGUAACAUUGCACUAAUUGAAUAAAUAAUCUUUUGGAUGAAAUGUA
This is a messenger RNA of Onychostoma macrolepis, 7597 nucleotides long. RefSeq names its product collagen, type IV, alpha 3 (gene col4a3). Gene Ontology annotation, cellular component: collagen trimer. The transcript has 52 exons. Gene Ontology annotation, molecular function: extracellular matrix structural constituent. Lineage: Eukaryota; Metazoa; Chordata; Actinopteri; Cypriniformes; Cyprinidae. The record is from RefSeq and is a predicted model, not a curated record. The coding region runs from base 45 to 5003 and encodes 1652 amino acids.